This is a messenger RNA of Pocillopora meandrina, 5312 nucleotides long. Lineage: Eukaryota; Metazoa; Cnidaria; Anthozoa; Scleractinia; Pocilloporidae. The record is from the annotation of a GenBank genome assembly.
AUGGCCGAGAUUCUUGAGGAAUUCGAUCAGCCAUCUCCUUUACCAGUAGUAUUUUGCCAAAAAAUUCCACUUGAAGAAUAUGAUCAGCACUCAGCAAAAACUACGCGGGCUGCACUGCAAGAAUUGAUGAAUCAUCUUGAUUCAAACCCGGACGAAUAUUAUAAGAUCGUGCGACGAAAGAAAGCUGACAAUCUAAAGUUGCUGCAGUUCAUGAAAGUAAAGGUGAUGAACAAACUGCAAGAUGGUUACUUGGAGAAAUACUUUCCCCCUGAACAGUGUCAGGAAGACCUCGAAAACUUAAAGCAUGAAAUGGCUUCCGCUUAUGACUAUGCUCAAGGUUCGUCAAUUAUUGCUCAUGAAAGUCAAUAAGUAUUAAAUUUUAUGGCAUCAAAAGCGUCACUAUGAGAACCAAAGGGUUCAUUAAUUGAUUUUAUUUUAUUUACUUUACGUGUAUAGUAAGUAAAGGGUCUUUGAUUAAGUGACUGGUUAAAUGAAUGAAUGAGUGAAUAUUUGGAUUAAUUUUUGAAUAAUUGUAUGAGGAUCGUUUGUUUGUAGAAGUAAAAGCUAAGUAGAUACAGUAAAUAUGAUGAUAAUAACAAUGACGAUGGUGCUACAAUAUUUAGCUAUGACUUAUUACCAAGUCAUGUGAUGAUAAAAAUAUAGGAUCCAGUAUAGUUAUUUGAAUAACGAAUCAUUAAUUUAUUGAUUCAUCAAUUUUACAAUUUCAUGUACAGUUUCCUGCACGAUUCUCUUAGCCAUGGUUCUCUCUAUUUACAUGUAAAUCAUGAGAAAAAAUUUCUUUACCCUUUGUUAAGAUGGCAAGAAAACAGGUGUCAGGUUCUCCAGAAGGCUGGCAGAAAAAAGAAAACUCAAAGAUCCUAUAGCCUCAAGCACCCCAAGAAGACCAGCACCGAGUGCACCUCCACCCCCUCCACCACCCCCACCACCACCUCCCCCUAUCAUUAACAUGGUAAGGCAAAAAGUAUUUUACAUUUUGCUUUCCUCAGUAAUGAAAGAUAUAACAAAGAAUCUUCUAACUCUUAUGCUCUUUCAAAACCAUAAAACACAAAACCUGGAUGUUCAUGAUGUUUUCCAUGACCUACAGUCAAAGUGUUGUUCCCAAAAUAAAUGUGGAAGCAGUCAUGUAAUAAAUAUAUAUAUAUUUGUUGGUGCAUCACAAGUUUCCAUGACUUCUCAUGCCUUGAAACUGAUAUUGUUAUUUGUAGAGUUCUGUGACUUUCCAGGUCUUCCAUUUACAAACUCAGAUUGUCAGAUUAUGUUUAUUGUAUUUUUUUAAGGGAUAAACUCUGGGUUCUCUUCUUAUUUUUUACAACCAGUGAGACAAAAAAACUGAAUAAUUUGUGUAUUUUAAUUUUAGUCUACAACUUCACAAGAGUUGAUUUCUCCAGUGACUCUAAACAUUCCUGUCAGGUAAUUUAAUAAGUAAUUAAAUCUGAUCAGAACAUCUCCUUUCUACCAGCUUAAUUUUUUUUCAAAAAUUUGCCUGGAGAAUUGGAAUUUGCAUCAAGAUAUCACCUUUUUAUUGCUAAGUUUACCCAUUCUCCACAUCUGUUUACAGAAUUGCACAAUGUUGACAAUGCAAGGAGGAUUUACACAUUAGUCACUUCCAUAAUUAAUAAAUAAAUUUGACUUAGUUUUUGUGGAGAGAGUUACAGUGACAGUGCAAAGGACAAAGAAUUUCAAGUUAAAUAUAACAGUCUUCUUACAAUGGGUAAAGGAUAUGAUAUUUAUCAAUACAAUGAGUAAAAUGAAGAUCAAAGAAAAUAAUAAAGUAGAAUGGUGAGCUUAAUACCAGACUCAAGUUUAUAAAUUUCUUUUUCACAUGAUAAUCUCUCCACAGGGUAAAACAAUCAGAUUUCCCUGAAACACCUUCGGGAACUUUUAGUCAUGAAAGAAGACUGUUGCAGGCAAUAAGGAAUGUCUCACCAAGGAGAAAACUGCGGGACAAAGCCUCUGAGCAGACCAAGCCUGCAUCAUCAGAAUUGAAAGAAAAUAAUGUCAAGUAUGUGCACUUUGACUGAAACCUGCAUCAGUAAGCAUAACCAUAAUUUUCAAAGGGGGGUCACUGUGUCAAACAAAGGGUACUUGCCAGUUUUCACCACCUGAAUAUUGAGGAUUUUUUGCAUAAAAAAAGCUUACAAAGUGGGGAAAGGGUCACAGGUACCCCUGGACUUCUCCCCUAGCUAUGCCUUUGUGCACUAUAUGCACUCCACUUCAUAAAGCUUAUUUUUUCAUUUAUGAAUAAACUCAGUGUUUUUUUUUUAAUGCAACACUGUAUAUCAUAUUAUAUGCAUAGGUAAGGGAAUUUAUAUGUAGUUAAAAGUCUACAAAUAACUAGUGGGUCUUAAAUGUUAUGAACAUGAGAUUUAUCUUACAUUUGGGAGGCAUACCAGUAAAUCAAGUUUAGGUUUUAACUAGGCUACCUAGGAGUUGUCAUCACUCAGUGUGCUAAUUUAAAAUAAUUUUAGAUUUAGUAAUUCAAGAUAAGUAUCCCAUUGAUCAAAUCUUGACAGAUUUAGGGAUUAUGAUUUACACUUUAAACAUAAAUAGAAUUAGAAAGAUAGUGAGUUUUAAGUUAGGUAAAGAAAUAGAGAAAGAUUUUUUUCAUCUUGUCAUGAGCAUGGGAAAAAGAAAAAAAUUCUGAGUCCCUGUGAGGAAUGGAACCUCAGGCCUUUUGGAUUCUGCGUUUUGAUGCUCUACCACAGAGCCUUAGAGACUCUAUGGUGAGCAAUACCCAUUACAAAGUGAAUAUGACAUGUGUUCUAUAUACAGCUAGGAUCAGUAAUGUAGAUUGCAUCAUGUUUUAUAAACAGAAUAAGAAAGAUGGUUGGUUUUUUUUCUUUUAGCUGCAUGCAUAAAUGCAGCCACCACCAAAUUCCAAUCCAACUGAGGGAAUUAAAGAAACAUAAACCAUCUUUGAAAAUGAUAACAGACUGCAUAUUUGCACAAAAUUUGAGGAAGAUUGAAGCUGUUUGCAUUGGCAGUUUCAUGAACUUUUUGUGUUCUUGCUGUUUUAAAAUUUAAUUUUUUAGUUUCUCUUUGAAAGAUGUUAAUUGUUCCUUGAGGAGAGACUUGUUAUGGGUGUGUCUGGGGUAAAUUCUCAGCUUAGUUAAGUCUUAGGUGGCUAUAUAUUACUAGUAAAACUGAAUGAACUUGACUGUUCUCAUGUCAGUUCCUUUUUAAUUACCCUUAAUGAUUUCAUACUGGGAAGUUAUUAACCUGAAUUUGUUGGCUACAUUCAGUCAUUACUUGCAGUUUACCUUUCAAUUUAUUUCUACAGUAACAAUGCAAGCGUACAGUCAAUGAAAACUUCAGUGAUAGAGCAGAAGGAUAUUGCAGCUGCCAGAGAUAGCUUAAAAGCUACAAGAAGGUAAGUUGGGCAAGAACUGUCAAUGAAACUGCAGAUAUUUCACCAUUGGAAACAAGAACUGACAAUUUCAUUGUCUCUAUUCUUUCCUCUUUGACCUAGAUCAAAAUAAUUUUUUUACUUUUGAUUACUCAUCUUCACAUUCACACUUUUUUCCCUUUUGGUAAUACAGAGUUAACAUGAUGUAUUCUAAGUAACCGUGGUAUAAUUAUGCCCAAGAAAAGUCAAAUAAGUCAAAUAAUUGGGUUUACAUAUUUGCUCUAAGUUAAAUUCAUGUCCCAAGGCAAGACAACACCAUUUUUCUUGUAAGUAUUCAGUAAGUCCCAGAAGAUGGCCAUCAUAUUAAGUAUUUCAUUUUUAUCUCAAUGUUCUUUUCCUCUGGCAGUUCCUCAGAUGAUUCUCCCUAUCAGCUAUCCAGGGCAAGAAGGAGGGAAAGUGACAGUGCACAGGAGGAAAAUUAUUCUUUGUUCAACAUGGAACUGAUAAAGAAAUUUCAUAAUGCACGUAGUCCAUCAAGCAGUCCAUCUGGAAAUAUUACAGUGGCUGACUCUGGCUUUGAGAGUCCUUAACCCUUUAACUCUAUGACAUGAUUGACAUAUAACUUCUCCUUACAAUAUCCCUACAUAAUACAGCAAACAGGUAGUGAGAAUGCUCAAACUUAUCAGGUUAAAAUAGGCCAAUUUACAGUUGUGUAGUUAGUUGCCAAGCCUUUGAUUUGGAGUGAGGCUGAAGGUGAUCUUGUUGUGAUAGAGACCAGUAUCUAGUUAGCAUGAUAACAAAGAAAUUUGCAUUUGAAAAGCAGCAAGGUUUUUAUCAUAACAAGGUCAACCUUAGCCUCACUCUUGUUCAAAGGCUUGGCGACCAAGCCCAGAACUGUAAAAUGGACUAUCAUCAUCCUCAUCCAACACCAAAUUCAUGUAACAAAUUUACAUUGGAAUGUGUAGCAGCUGGAGGGGAGAAUUAAUGAUCAGAUCUAGGUAGUUAAAGAGUUAAAGUACAGACCUAGAUUAGCCACUCUUAAUUCCAAGGAAAUACCGUGUGCACAUUGUCCAAUGAAAAAAAAAACCUGGAAGGAAAUGCUGGAUUCAGAAAAGGUUUUCUAUGAGUAACUAUAAGUGCCAAACAAUACUGUUAUUGUUUUUCUCCUGUGCUACUCUCUUUUGUCUAAACCUUCAGUUCACAAUAUGUUAUUCUCUCUCUUUUGAACACAUUUUGAUUCUAUCUUUCAAAUUAGAGGGUGGGCUAGUGUAGAUUUUAGGGACUUGAUAUUUUUUACUGAGAUCUCACCAACCUUACUGGUAAUUUUUUUGCCCAGUCACCCACCUCUCUCCACUGUGACAUACAUUGCAACACUCUAGGGUUUACAGAGUUGUAAAGUAAAAUGAGAGAGAACAAAAUUCUGCUGAUAACAAGAAAUCAGCAAAAGUAGAAAUUUUAACAGAGGUAAAGGAUGAAAAGACCGACUAUGUGGUAAAUGAACUUAGUAUUAUAUUUGAGGGUAUUAAUUGGGUUAAAUUUUAGUGCUACUAAUGAUUAACUAUUUUUGUUGUUAAUAGUUAAUGUGGGAAGAAACAAUUACAAUAGGGGAAUGCACUCUUGAGUAAGUAAUAUUUCAAAGAUUAUGCACAAGGGAUGUAAAACACGUUAAAAUUGCAAUUUAUUAAAAAAAAACACGCUUAAAGAUUACAAAUCAAGAAGUGAAUUAGAAAGCUCAUUCUAAGAAAAGUUUACUUCCUUGGAUUGUUUACGUUAUGGUUCGAGCUUUAAUUAUUUUUUAAUAGCAUACACCACUUCAUGUCAACAAUGCAACAAAGUGAUAAUUUUAUUACAUGUUAAGUUACCUGUAGAUUAAGGAUCUCACCUGAAUAACAUUGAAUUGAAAUAUCAGUAUUUCGUAGGUCAUAUUUUGAGAUGAACAAUUAAU